AUGGCACCGACGCGAUCCAAGAAGCGCAAGUCGACCGAAUCGACAAACAGCUCUGCUGAAAUGUCCAACUUUCCAGCUCCACCCCAAAUGAUACCAACAAAAAGUCAGAGUCCGAUGAGAACUCCAACGCAUAGAAGUCCUGCCAAAAAGGCGAGAACUGGGAUCACAAUGGGACAGAAGCAAGCCCUCAUGGACAACCUGCAACUAGAAAUUACGGAGCGGGCCAGAAAACUAAGGGCCCAGUACAUGUUACAGGCCCAGGGGCUGCGAACGCGUAUUGAAAUUCGCGUCAAUCGGAUUCCAAUGGCAUUGAGAACAGCAAAGAUGGGGGACUUGUACGCAAAGUACAGUGAGAUUGCGGUCAAGAAUACGCAGAAGAGUCCUCAGAGAAUUGAGAAAGCUGCUUCACCAUACAAAAAUCGAAUGGAGGAUAUACGAGAAAACAGUCGGGCUAGCCCCUCCCCGCAAAAACCAAAGAAGCGCGUCAGUGACGAAAUGUCAAUUGACAAAGAGAACGAAGAUAUUGAAAACCCGAAGAAGAGAGUUCGUGGAGGUCCUGCCCCACCACAGAGAGUAGCAUCCAGAUCGCAAAUCCAGCCGUCACAAGUGUUAUCACCCAGAUCAGCCAAUUCGCGUACACUACCACGAUCACCAAUCCGGCAAGCAGUCCCAAUGAAAUCUGGUCUCGCCCGCCCAGUAUCACCACUCAAACCAACAGCUCCAGUACCAUCAGGCGGGGCAGCAGGUAUCCUCACGAAUAUGGUCGAGAAAGCAAAAGCAACACGCGGUGCGGGAGCUAGAAAGGCAGCUGAGCCAAAAACAACCACAACAGCAGCUGGAAGAGCGAAAAGGACCGCUGCUCCACCACCACCUGUUAUGCGAACUGCGAGGGGCAGAGCUAGUACGAUUAGUGAUUCGAGUGAGGGGAGUAACACGACUGUGGUUCGGAAGCCGGUGGCAGCGAAGAAAGAGCCCGUGAAGAGAACGGUCAUGGGGACGUUGAGGGGGAUGGGAGGAGCUACUAAGAAGGCUGCAGCUGCGAAACCUGCGGCGGCUGCUGCUACUGGGACUAGGGUUUUGAGGAAGAGGAAUUGA
Glarea lozoyensis ATCC 20868 is the source of this 1095-nucleotide messenger RNA. RefSeq lists its product as uncharacterized. The transcript is spliced from 3 exons. The record is from RefSeq and is a predicted model, not a curated record. Bases 1 to 1095 code for a protein of 364 amino acids. NCBI's taxonomy places the organism in Eukaryota, Fungi, Ascomycota, Leotiomycetes, Helotiales, Helotiaceae. Gene Ontology annotation, biological process: mitotic sister chromatid segregation. Gene Ontology annotation, cellular component: spindle midzone; chromosome passenger complex; chromosome, centromeric region.